Messenger RNA from Xylaria bambusicola, 1326 nucleotides. RefSeq lists its product as uncharacterized. Bases 124 to 1263 code for a protein of 379 amino acids. The transcript has 3 exons. The record is from RefSeq and is a predicted model, not a curated record. NCBI's taxonomy places the organism in Eukaryota, Fungi, Ascomycota, Sordariomycetes, Xylariales, Xylariaceae.
CAUUCUUGAGAUUUAAAACAAGAUGUUGGCGUCUCGCUCUGAAGAAAGUCAAGUUUCGUCAAAUUUCAUCGGUGCCCUAUCCGAAGGAAGACUAAUUGAAUAGCUCGAUCGAUUCAGCUGUCAAUGUCGACACCGCUUCCUCCAAAUGAGAGUCGCGCAACAGCGCUGGAAGCGAUAAUAUGGAGCGAGUUUGGCGUAUCCACCGUCUUCAUCUUCCUGCGCUUGGCGGUCCGACAUCAGAAACGUAGUCUUGGCCUCGACGAUGGCUUAAUGGCUGGUUCAUGGUUGUUUUUUCUUGCUAGUGUGAUAGCCGUGCAGUUCGCCGCCCAGGCAAGCGGUGGUAUGAGUCAUGUGGCCUACCUCAUGGAGUCGGAGCUAUCUUUUCAGAUAGAAAUCAGCUAUGUCGUCCUGGUCAUUAGCAUCGUGUGCACGGCGUUAGGCAAGAUCGCCAUUGGGGCUACCAUUCUCCGUAUUGUUAGAUCGGCGUCGUCGAGCGAAAGAUGGGUAGUAUGGGCCGUCAUAAUUGUGACGUCUGUCAGCUCUAUUCUCGACAUUUUCAUCAGCCUCUUCCAGUGUGGCGGCGACCCUCGCGCGAUUUGGAUCUUUGAAAUGCAGGCAAGCACCACAUGCCUCGAUACAACGAGCCUCAAUCGAUAUACGACCUUUACGGCCGUCUGGCAGGCUUUCGCCGAUUUCGUCUUCUCUAUUCUGCCCAUUUUCAUUGUUUGGCGGCUGCACAUGACGACAAAACGCAAGGUCAUUCUCACCGUCGGUCUCGGUCUCACACUUUUAACCGGUGUGGCGGCCGCUGUCAAGAGCUCCUUCAUAGCGACGCAGUCAGGAGGCCGCCCAAACGACUUCACCUGGGACUUGUUCUAUGUGUAUCUCUUGCUAACCACCGAGGCCUUACUGAUCAUCAUGUGUGGUUCGAUACCGACUAUAUACCCGAUCUGGUUUCGUACAUCACCGCAACCACCUGCGGGUUACGCCUCGCACGAGUCCAGUUACCGGAAAUAUGCGUACAGAUUGUCUCGGGCAGAGUCUGCAAGAACGCAUCGUUGGUGGCAGUACAGUCGGUCAGAUGCUGACACUGAGAUCCCGACCGACGUCGAGAUUGCGAUGCUGACGGGGACUCCGCUGCAGCCUCCGCCCGUCGCAGCCGCCGUGUCAAGGAGGUCGACCUCGGGUACCGAUGAUUUGUGUUACGGAAAAAUCCAUGUCGUGAAGGAGGUUGAAUUAUCUUGCUCGCGCUCUAAAUCAUAGCUACAGAGCUUAAAAUAGUUAUAGGGGGCUGGAAUCAAGGUUUUGAAUUGAGAUUACUCGGAA